Messenger RNA from Leucoraja erinaceus (little skate), 15838 nucleotides. RefSeq names its product MYC binding protein 2 (gene mycbp2). Gene Ontology annotation, cellular component: nucleus. The coding region runs from base 323 to 14758 and encodes 4811 amino acids. The record is from RefSeq and is a predicted model, not a curated record. Lineage: Eukaryota; Metazoa; Chordata; Chondrichthyes; Rajiformes; Rajidae. The transcript is spliced from 87 exons.
ACGGCAAUUUCAAGAUGGCAGCGUGGCCGGGUCAGAGUCUGAGCAGUGGGAGACACCGCGGUGAAACGGGCAGCUGAACGGCCACCUUCUGGCCCACUCGGCGUUCUUGGUCCGACCCCGAGGAAAACGAAGAGGAUGCGGAGAGAGCGGUCGGCGAACUGAGAUCGAGAGAGACGCCCAUCCGGGUGUGGAGCGGCAGUCGCCGGCCUCCUGUCACUGUUGGUCCCCCCGUCCCCUCCCCUCCCCUUCAGUGUUCUCGGCUGGGUUGUGAAGUUGCUCGCCGCCUCCUCCCCCUCCCCCCCACCCCUCCUUCCCCCGGAGGAUGAUGUGUUCGGCUCCAUCUCCUCCUGCACCCGGGGCCGGGGCCGGUGCCGGUGGCGGCGGCGGUUUCUUUCCUUGCACCUCGCACGCGGAGCCCGAGCACUCUGCCGCCGCCGCCGCCGCCGCUUCUCUCCACACGGACUCGCUGCUCCUGCCGCCGCCUGGGUCGGCGGCCGAUGCUCGGGCUGUUGCAACUGCUGCUGCUGCUGCUGGAGGAGGAGGCGGCGGCGGCGGCGGCGGCAGAGGAGGUGGAGGAGGGAUGGAGGACGGGGCCGGGCGUCAGCUGCUGUCAGGGAAGCUACUCGGGAACAAGUACCAACAGCUCUUCGCCGCCGCCCUGGAUCUCCAGCAUAGCAGAAAUAAAAAAGCUUUGGGUAAGAAAAAACUUAAAAGAAAGCAGAAGACCAAGUCCAAAGUGAAAACGCGAUCAAAGACAGAAAAUUUGGAAAAUGCUUCACCAAUUCCUGAUAUCAAAAUCCAUAGCAACCCUUCAGCCUUCAAUGUUUACUGUAAUGUGCGUCAAUGUGUUCUGGAAUGGCAACGGAAAGAAGCCUCCCUGGCCUUGGCCUCAAAGAAUUCAGUCCAAAGUGGAGAGUCAGACAGUGAUGAGGAAGAAGAAUUAAGGGAUCCGCCAAUUAAAUUACCCAAGAUCAUAGGAAUUGGGCUUUGUGGUGUUUUUGAGCUUAUAAAAGAGACUAGAUUCUCUCAUCCUGCACUGUGUCUGAGAAGUUUACAUGCUCUACUUGACAUGCUUCAGGGGCAACAGCCCGAAGGUCUCCAGUCAGAGCCACCUGAUGUUUUAGAAUCUCUCUUCCAUUUAUUGUUAGAAACAACGAUACGAAGCACUGGAAUGGCAGAUAAUAUCAGCCAGUCUCUUACUGCUUUUUCUUGUGCCUGCCUCUUCAGUUUGGUCGUUGCUUGGGGAGAUACAGGCAAGGUUCUACAAGCUGUGUCAGCAAUUCUUACUAGUAAUGGCAGCCAUGCUUGCCAACCUAUUCAGGUGCCAACCAUUCUAAAUGCUCUUCAAAGGAGUGUUCAAGCAGUUUUAGUUGGAAAAAUUCAAAUUCAGGACUGGUUCAGUAAUGGAAUAAAGAAGGUAGCUUUAAUGCAUAAAUGGAUUUUAAAGGAAGUAUUAACAGAUGAAGAUGAUCAGUGCCUACUGCAGAGUGAUGGCUCAUUUCUGUAUCUGUUGACUAAAGAUGGACUGUAUAAAAUUGGUUCUGGUUACAGUGGAACAGUCAGGGGCCAUGUGUACAACUCAACCUCCCGGAUAAGGAAAAGGAAGGACAGAAGAUCAUGGCUGGGGUUUGCACAGGGUUCUUUACUAUACAGGGAUUUAAAUAACCAUAAUAUGACAGCAAUGUCCAUCAACCCAGAAACCCUGGAACAAGAAAGCACAAUUAAUCUUCCAGGUUGUCAACCUGGAGGACAGAACAUUCUAUUCACAGAUGGAGAAUACAUCAAUCAGAUUACUGCGUCAAAAGAUGAUGGUUUUGUAGUUCGGAUAUACACAACAAACACCGAGCCUGCACUUCAACAGGAGUUGCAGCUCAAGCUAGCCAGGAAGUGUCUACAUGCUUGCGGCCUUUCUUUAUUUGAUCUGGAGAAAGACUUGCACAUCAUUAAUACAGGAUUUGAUGAGGAGUCGGCUUUCGUUGGAGCAGGUCGAGAAUUUGCACUAAUGAAAAGCGCUAAUGGAAAGAUGUAUUACACUGGCAAAUAUCAGAGCCUUGGCAUCAAACAAGGAGGUCCUACUGCCGGAAAGUGGGUCGAAUUACCCAUCACAAAAUCGCCAAAGAUUGUACAAUUCUCUGUGGGUCACGAUGGGUCUCAUGCCUUAAUGGUGGCUGAAGAUGGAAGUGUUUUUUUCACUGGGUUGGCUAGUAAAGGAGAGGAUGGUGAAUCAGGUACAGAUGCAAACAUGGCUAAAAGCAGACGCCAGCCAAAACCUUACAAGCCAAAGAAAAUGAUAAAAAUGGAAAGUAAAACAGCAGUCAAUACAGCAUGCAACAAUGGAAGUAGUGGUAUCACAACGAAGGAGGGAGAACUGUACAUGUUUGGAAAAGAUGCUGUUUACUGUGACAGUUCAGGUCUUGUGACUGAGUUAAAGGGGCAUUAUGUGAGUCAAGUAGCUUUGGGUAAAGCACACACCUGCGUAUUAACAAAGAAUGGAGAAGUAUGGACAUUUGGUGUGAACAACAAGGGACAAUGUGGCAGAGAAACUGGUGCACUUUGUCAAGGAGGGAAAGGUUUUAACGUGGAAAAUAUGGCUACUGCGAUGGAUGAAGAUUUAGAGGAGGAGCUGGAUGAAAAGGAUGAGAAAUCCAUAAUGUGCCCCCCUGGAAUGCACAAAUGGAAGUUAGACCAGUGCAUGGUCUGCACUGUAUGUGGAGACUGCACAGGCUAUGGAGCCAGCUGUGUCAGCAGUGGACGGCCAGACAGAGUCCCUGGAGGCAAGUGUUUCAGAAACGGGCUUUGUGGGUGUGGGUCUGGUGAGUCGGGUUGCGCUCUGUGUGGGUGUUGUAAGGCCUGUGCUCGAGAACUGGAUGGCCAAGAAGCAAGGCAGCGAGGAAUUCUAGAUGCUGUUAAAGAAAUGAUCCCGUUAGAUCUUCUUUUAGCAGGACCUGUGCCACCUGGUGUUAACAUAGAAGAACAUAUUCAAUUGCGACAAGAAGAAAAGAGACAGCGAUUAAGUAGAAGGCACAGGCUGGAAGAAGUGAGAGGCCCCAUUGUAUUUCCUGGUCCCAUUUAUUUGAAUCAUCGAGAACAGGCCAUAGCCAGGCUAAGAUCCCUUCCAGCAAAGCUAAAGCAUAAACGGGACAAGCAUAAAGAUGCUAAUGGAGAAAGGGGGGAUAAGGAUGCCAGCAAGAUCGCAACAUUUCCCCCGGGCGCCGUAUGUCUUGACUAUGACCUCCAGGCCAUCCAGAUUAGCUGUGGAUUCCACCACUCGGUGAUUCUAAUGGAAAACGGUGAUGUAUAUACAUUUGGAUAUGGGCAACACGGCCAGCUUGGACACGGAGAUGUCAAUUCAAGGGGGUCACCAACAUUAGUACAGGGCUUACCAGCUCCUUGCACUCAAGUAACUGCAGGCAGUAACCACACAGCUCUACUAUUAGCAGAUGGACAAGUCUUCACAUUUGGAAGCUUCUCUAAAGGACAACUUGGUAGACCAAUUUUGGAUAUGCCUUUCUGGAACACGAGGCCAUCUCCUAUGCCAAAUAUAGGCUCAAAAUAUGGUCGUAAGGCAACUUGGAUAGGUGCAAGUGGAGACCAAACCUUUCUGCGUAUCGAUGAAGCUCUUAUCAACUCGCAUGUUUUAUCAACUUCAGAAAUCUUUGCCAGCAGAAGCAUAAUAGGUUUGGUACCUGCAUCUGUCACUGAGCCACCACCCUUUAAAUGCUUGCUAAUCAAUAAGCUGGAUGGAAGUUGUAGGACAUUUAACGAUUCAGAGCAGGAAGACUUGCGAGGGUUUGCAGUUUGUCUGGAUCCUGUGUAUGAUGUAAUUUGGAGGUUCUUACCUGGCAAAAAAGAAGUUUGGUGCUACAACGCAGUUACAGCAGAUGCUAGGCUUCCUGCAGGAUCAGAUAUGCCCAGCAAGUGUAGCAUAUUGAGUCCUGAGCUUGCACUACCAACCGGAUCUAAAUCAAAUACCACUCGGUCGCAUGGGGCUCUGCACAUUCUAGGUUGUUUGGAUACGUUGGCUGCUAUGCAGGAUCUGAAAAUGGGAGUUACCAAUACAGAAGAGGAGAUACAAGCUGUUACUAAAGUUUAUUCAAAAGAAGAUUAUAGCGUGGUUAAUCGAUUUGAAAGUCAUGGCGGUGGCUGGGGGUAUUCUGCUCAUUCUGUCGAAGCCAUUCGGUUUACUGCAGACACGGAUAUACUGCUUGGAGGUCUUGGCUUGUUCGGUGGGAGAGGUGAAUACACAGCAAAAAUCAAGCUAUUUGAGCUGGGUCCUGAUGGAGGAGAUCAUGAAACGGAUGGUGACCUGCUGGCUGAAACUGAUGUCCUGGCUUAUGACUGUGCUGCGAGGGAGAAAUAUGCAAUGAUGUUUGAUGAGCCUGUACUUUUGCAGGCUGGCUGGUGUUAUGUGGCUUGGGCUCGAGUGUCGGGACCCAGCAGUGAUUGUGGCUCCCAUGGACAAGCCUCAAUCACCACGGACGAUGGGGUGGUUUUCCAGUUCAAAAGCUCAAAGAAGUCGAAUAAUGGGACAGAUGUGAAUGCAGGUCAAAUACCACAGUUAUUAUACAGGUUACCAUCAAGCGAUGGCAAUUCUGGAAAAGGAAAGCAACAACCAAGUGAACCAGUGCAUAUAUUGAGAAGAUCUUUUGCAAGGACUGUCUCUGUGGAAUGUUUUGAUUCAUUGCUGAGCAUUCUUCAGUGGAGCUGGACAACACUGGUGUUGGGAGUGGAGGAGCUUCAGGGGUUAAAAGGUUUUCAAUACACAGCCACUUUACUGGAUUUGGAACGUCUAAAAUUUGUUGGUACUUGCUGCCUACGUCUGCUGCGUGUCUACAUCUGCGAAAUAUAUCCUAUAUCAGCUGGUGCUAAAGCUGUGGUAGAGGAAACCAGCAAACUGGCAGAAUGUGUGGGAAAGACUCGGUCUCUUCUGAGAAAGAUUUUAUCAGAAGGAGUUGACCAUUGUAUGUUGAAGCUUGACAAUGAUCCUCAUGGCUACCACUCACAACCCAAGACAUUAUUGGAAGCAGUUCUUCAAGAAUGCCACAACACAUUUACAGCUUGCUUUCAUUCUUUUUAUCCCACCCCUGGAUUGCAGUGGGCUUGUCUUUGUGACCUGCUUAAUUGCCUAGAUCAGGAUAUACAGGAAGCAAACUUCAAGACAUCAAGUAGCCGGUUGCUUGCAGCAGUCAUGUCUGCACUUUGCCACUCUUCUGUCAAAUUGACCACAAUCCUCCCCAUAGCUUAUGACGGAGAAGUGCUGCUUCGAUCCCUGGUGAAACAGUCAAGCACAGAAAAUGAAUCUAGCAUGAUUCACAGAUUUGGUCUAUUAGUGUCUCAUAUGGAGAAACUCAGCCAGAUUGAAGAAAAUAUUACAAGUAUGACAAGUUUUCGAGAAGUGCUGGAAAAAAUGUUGGUCAUUGUCGUCCUUCCAGUUCGCAAAAGUCUUAGAAGAGAAGUAGAGCUAUUUUCUCCUCUUCUGGUGUCUAAUACGUGUGGUCUUCUUGCCAGUAUAGUGAGUGAACUCACCGCAUCGGCACUGGGAUCAGAGGUUGAUGGAUUGAAUUCCCUUCACUCUGUCAAAGCCACACCAAACCGAUUUAUUAAAACUAGCCAAGGGCGAAGUUGGAAUACUGGUAAUGGGUCACCGGACGCAAUCUGUUUCUCUGUUGACAAACCUGGUGUCGUUGUGGUCGGGUACCAUGUUUAUGGAGGAGGCGGCAUUCAUGAAUAUGAACUAGAAGUGUUAGUCGAUGAUAGUGAGCACACUGGUGAUUCAGCGCAUUCUCACAGGUGGACUUCCUUAGAACUAGUAAAAGGUACCUACAGCACUGAUGACUCAUCUAGUGACACGGCAGAGAUUAGAUUGGAUAAAGCUGUGCCUUUAAAGGAAAAUGUGAAAUAUGCUGUACGUCUAAGGAACUAUGGAAGUCGGACUGCAAAUGGAGAUGGAGGGAUGACCACUGUUCAAUGCCCAGAUGGUGUAACGUUCACUUUUAGUACAUGCAGCCUCAGUAGUAAUGGAACUAACCAGACUCGCGGUCAAAUCCCUCAGAUACUUUAUUACAGGAGUGAGUUUGAUGGAGAUCUGCAAUCACAACUGCUUAGCAAAGCAAAUGAGGAAGAUAAAAACUGCAGCAGAGCCCUCUCCGUUGUGUCUGCAGUUGUUUAUGCAGCUAAGGAUUUGUUGCAUAGAGCUCUGGCUGUUGAUGCUGAAGAUAUUCCAGAAUUACUCAGCUCGUCCAGCCUGUUAUCAAUGCUGCUUCCACUUAUCUUGGCUUACAUUGCACCAGUUGCUGCCGGUGUACCAAAAGCUGCAGUUGAAGUUUUUGGUCUUGUACAUGAACUUUUGCCUCCAGUUGCAACAUUAAAUCAGAAAUAUGCUCCUCCUGCCUUCAAUCCAAAUCAGUCAACAGACAGCGCAACAGGCAACCAGCCUGACCAAGGUCUAUCAGCUUGUACUACUUCUAAUCAUUAUGCUGCGGUGGAGAGUGACCAUCCUUACAAACCUGCAAGUGUCAGUCAAUUAAAGGUAACUUUCCCAGAUUGUGUGAGGUGGAUGACUGUUGAGUUUGACCCAUUGUGUGGUACUGCACAGCCAGAGGAUGUCCUCCGUUUGCUGAUUCCAAAUAAAGCUUUCCAAAGUUCAGGAUUUGGGUCUAAGAAUUCAAGUCAUGAAGUUCUUAAUUCAUGGAUAGAAUUAAAGAAAUUUUCGGGUUCCAUCGGAUGGCCGGCCACAGUCCUUGUUUUACCAGGAAAUGAUGUCAUCUUUUCUUUGGAGACUGCAUCAGACUACGUGAAGGAUGAAAAGGCCUGUUUUUAUGGUUUCAAGUGUGUUGUUGUGGGUUACGAAUUCAGUCCUGGACUUGAUGAGAGCAUCCUACAACUAGAGAAGGAAUUGGCAUACCUUGGAAGUAUGUGUGCAGCAUCACUAAUGAAAAAAGAUCUUGCACUUCCUGUUGGCAAUGAAGUAGAGGAAGAUCUUGAAAUUCUUGAGGAAUCAGCUUUGCAGGUCUGCAAAAACCAUGCUGGAUUACUAGGAAAGGGUCUUGCUUUGUCGCAUGCUCCAACUAUUUUGGAGGCACUUGAUGGUAAUCUUCCCCUCCAUCUGCAGAGCAAUGAACAUUCAUUUUUGGAGGACUUCAUUGCCUGUAUACCCAGCUCUAGUGGUGGACGGCUUGCAAGGUGGCUUCAACCGGAUUCCUAUGCAGAUCCCCAGAAAACUUCACUGAUAUUGAAUAAAGAUUAUAUUAAGUGUGGCUGGCCUGCCACCAUUACAAUCCAGACUAAAGACCAAUAUGGAGAUGUAGUUCAUGUUCCAAAUCUCAAGGUUGAGGUGAAAGCUAUCCCUCUCUCUCAAAAGAAAUCUGUACAACAGGAAAAUUCUAAAAAAUUGCACCGAUUUCCUGGUAGCCCACCAAUAAUAGCGUCAAGUACUGAUAUGACGUUUGGUGGUUUGCCAUCUCCUAAACUGGAAGUAUCCUAUGAACCAAUGAUAGUAAAAGAAGCUCGAUAUACAGCAAUCACUAUGAUGAAGGCUUAUGAAAAUUAUUCAUUUGAAGAGCUUCGAUUUGCAUCUCCCACACCUAAAAGGCCAAGUGAAAAUAUGUUAAUUCGGGCGAAUAAUGAUGGCACAUACAGUGCAAACUGGACACCUGGAACUGUAGGUCUUUAUACUAUCCAUGUCACAAUAGAUGGCAUUGAAACAGAUGCUGGUCUAGAAGUAGAAGUAAAAGACCCACCAAAGGGGAUGAUACCUCCAGGCUCUCAAAUGGUCAAACCUAAGGUUGAACAGCAACCAAGCAAGGUCCGCAGAUUUGUGACAAAGGACAGUGCAGGGCUUCGUAUACGUAGCCAUCCUUCUCUCCAAAGUGAGCAGAUAGGCAUAGUGAAGGUCAAUGGAACCAUCACUUUCAAUGAUGAGAUCCACAAUGAUGAUGGGGUAUGGCUGAGACUGAAUGAUGAGACUGUAAAGAAGUAUGUUCCCAACAUGAAUGGUUACACUGAAGCCUGGUGCCUCUCUUUUAACCAACACCUGGGCAAGAGCCUUCUGGUCCCUGUUGAUGAGCCUAAAUCCAUCACUGAUGAUUACUUCAGAGAAGUAAAUUCACGUCGGUGCCAUGAAGUAGUGUUGAAAGAGCAGGAAAAGAUGUUCCUGCAAGGCGGACCAGGAGUAUAUAAGGUAGUGAAGACUGGGCCUUCAGGGCACAACAUCAGGAGCUGCCCUAACCUUAGAGGUAUCCCCAUUGGAAUGUUAGUUCUUGGGAACAGAGUCAAGGCAUUAGGCGAGGUGACAAACCAUGAGGGCACAUGGAUCCAACUUGAUAAGAACAGCAUGGUGGAAUUCUGUGAAAGUGGUGAUGGCGAGGCCUGGUCCUUGGCUAGAGACCGAGGCGGUAACCAAUACUUAAGACAUGAAGAAGAACAAGCACUACUAGAUCAAGCACCUCAGACACCUCCUCCCAGUCCUUUUACAGCUCCUGCUUUCAACAGGAGUGCUGCUGGCAACAACAGUCAAGGAUUUGACUAUCACCUUGCAAAUACCAAAGAUGAAGUAACUACAGACCUUGAUUUAGAGUCUUACACCGAACCUGGUGACCAACUGAGCUCCAUACUGAAUACCAUUCAGUCACAGCCUUUCCUCCCAGCUUCUAGCGUCUUUGGUCAAGCUGCAAAGCCCUCCUCUUCCCUUGUUCACAGCCCAUUUGUGUUUGGACAACCCCUUUCUUUGCCGCAGUCUCAACCACAGCUUCUGAACGCUUCACGCAGCCUUGCUUCACGUGAGCUCUCAUGCACAGGGCCUGGGUCAGGUGUCUGCUCUCUAUCUCUGAAGUCAAAGGGUGAUAAAGGAAACAUUGUAGUAUCUGGAAGACCCUCAACUCCUUCGGGAAACUAUGAUUUGUCCUUCAAACACAAAGCUGAAAAUCGAUUGCAAAAAAUUGAAGGUCGGAUCAGCAAGGCUGCAGUAGAACAAACAAAGGCAAAAAAUGCAGAGAAUUUGACUGCCAGUGAAUCUCUAAUGCUUAAAUCUGAUGCUGCUAAAUUGAGGUCAGACUCUCAUAGUAGAUCUCUUUCCCCAAAUCACAAUACAUUACAAUUGGUAAAAACAGAUGAGAAGACCACAGUUGGACCAAGAGCAGAGUCACCAACACCAGGUACACGGUCAGCAUUGCCAAAGCAAAAGUUGUCUGGAAAAGGCAGCCCACCAAGUGCUAAUUCUCAAAAGCCAUACUCUCCACAUGAUAGAAACUUAACUCAUAAAGUCAAUACAGCCUCGAAAAUUAGAUUGGAUCCACCAAGGGAAAGAUCAAAGUCCGAUUCAUACACUUUGGACCCAGAUACAGUUCGCAAGAAACGAGUUCCUCUAACUGAGAACCUGCGAGGGCGCUCAACUUCACCGAAACCAAAAUUGCUGCCUAAGGAAGCUAAACCUACCACCAAUGUGGAAAACAGGGUGCCAUCCCCUCAGGUUGUGCAGGAAAAUCUUCACAGUGAGAUAGUUGCUAUUUGUACAUCUUGUACUCUGACAACAACCAGCAAUUCAGAUACGGUAUCUGACCAAAUCGUUGAAAUUCUAAACCCUGAAGAUUCUUCCCCAAAGGUCCAUUUCAGUAUUGGCAAAGCACCUCCCAAAGAAGAACAAGAAACUCGAUCAUCUCCUAAGAUGAGUCGCAAGAGUACUAGUAGACACACAAGACCCAAGAAGGAGAAAAUUGGAACUAUAUUAAAAGAAGAAAGUAAUUCUUCUGUUGAGCCACCAAAGCGAGCAAUGUCUCCUUCUGUUGCAGAAUGCGCUCGGGCUGUGUUUGCUGCUUUCUUAUGGCAUGAAGGGAUUGUCCACGAUGCAAUGGCAUGCUCAUCUUUCUUGAAGUUCAACCCUGAUCUUAGUAAAGAACAUGCACCAAUGCGAAGCAGUCUUUACAACCAACCAGGGUUGGAAGAAAAAGAGACAAAGCUAAAGAACAGGCACUCGUUGGAAAUAUCAUCAGCUCUAAAUAUGUUUAAUAUUUCUCCUCAUGGUCCAGACAUAUCUAAAAUGGGCAGUAUUAAUAAAAAUAAAGUGCUCUCAAUGCUCAAAGAACCUCCUUUGCCUGAGAAAAAUGAAGAUGGAAAGGUAGAUGGGAAGGUAGAUUCAACAACCUAUGAAUCUUCAAAUCAUUAUUCUGUGAAGAGUAAGUCCCCAUUGCCACUUACUUUGCAGCAUCUGGUUGCCUUUUGGGACGAUAUUUCAAUGGCAACCAUAAAAGCAGCCACACAGAACAUGAUAUUUCCUAGUCCUGGUUCAAGUGCUAUAUUGAAGAAAAAAGAGAAUGAGAAAGAUAACAAAAAGGGCAAAAAAGAAAAGAAGAAGAAAGACAAAGCAGAAGCAAGACCACGAGGAAAUCUAUUUGGAGAAAUGGCACAGCUUGCAAUGGGAGGCCCUGAGAAAGAUACUAUAUGUGAAUUGUGUGGUGAAUCUCAUCAGUAUCCUGUAACAUAUCACAUGAGACAAGUUCAUCCAGGUUGUGGUCGCUAUGCUGGAGGACAGGGCUAUAAUAGCAUUGGCCAUUUCUGUGGUGGAUGGGCGGGGAACUGUGGCGAUGGUGGUGUUGGAGGAAGCACCUGGUAUCUGGUAUGUGACCGUUGCAGGGAAAAAUAUCUCCGUGAAAAACAGGCUGCAGCUCGUGAAAAGGUUAAACAAGCCAGAAAAAAGCCUGUGCAGGUGAAGACUCCACGGGCAUUGCCCUCCAUGGAAGCGCAUCAAGUGAUUAAAGCCAACUCCAUGUUCUUGCUCUCAUUGAGUAGUGCAGCAGAACCAAAUAUCCUCUGUUACCAUGCCCCAAGGCCCUUCCAUCCACAUCUUCCAAGUUUGAAGGAAGCCAUUUCUGAUGAGCUCCCCAACAAAUAUCCAUGCCUAUAUCUACAGACACUUGCCAGACAACAUUCAGAAAACUUUGCUAGCUACCAUGACGAUCAUCUUUUCCAAGAUGAAAUGAAAUACCUUCGUUCCACUUCUGUACCGGCACCAUACAUUUCUGUCACACCAGACGCUUGUCCUCAUGUCUUUGAUGAGCCUGAAACUAAUUUGAAAUCAAUGCCUCCCAGUCUUGAAACAAGUCCUAUAAUGGAAAAUGAUACAGCAAAACGCAGCGUCUUCCAACGAUCAUACUCUGUUGUUGCAUCAGAAUACGACAAACAACACACAACGUCACCUGCCAGGGUGAAAGCUAUUCCCAGGCGCAGAGUUAACAGUGGUGAUGCAGUCACUAAAUUUUCUUCUCGAGUAGAAGUGGGGUCAUCUCUCCUUCGACAUCCAUCUCCUGAGCUUUCUCGCCUGAUCUCGGCUCAUAGUUCUCUGCCCAAGGGAGAAAGAAAUUUCCAGUGGCCAGUUCUAGCAUUUGUCAUCCAGCACCAUGAUUUAGAAGGGUUGGAAAUGGCAAUGAGACAUGCCCUAAGGAAAUCUGCUUGCCGAGUAUAUGCUCUGGAGGCCUUCAAUUGGCUAUUGUGCAGUGUAAUUCAGACAACUGCUCUCCACGAUAUUCUCUGGCAUUUUGUGGCAUCUCUGACUCCAGCUCCCAUGGAAUUAGAAGAUGAAGAGGUUGAUGACAACAAAGUGAACAAAGAAAAUGGAGAACAGGAGAAAGAUACUGGAGUGUGUGAGCACCCACUGUCUGAUAUUGUGAUCGCUGGGGAGGCAGCUCAUCCUUUACCUCAAACGUUCCACCGCCUCCUGCAAACUAUUUCAGACUUGAUGAUGUCACUCCCCAGUGGCAGUUCAUUGCAACAGAUGGCUUUACGAUGCUGGAGCCUGAAAUUCAAGCAGUCUGAUCACCAAUUCCUUCAUCAGAGCAAUGUUUUUCACCAUAUCAAUAACAUUCUUUCUAAAUCUGAUGAUGGUGAUAGUGAAGAAAACUUUAACAUCAGUGUUCAAUCAGGCUAUGAAGCAUUAAAUCAGCAGGAGCUGUGUACAGUAGCAUGCUUGAAGGACCUCACAGGAAUUGUAGACAUUAAGACGUCCAGUAGACCAGCCAUGAUUGGUAGUCUGACAGAUGGAUCCACAGAAACCUUCUGGGAAUCGGGUGAUGAGGACAAGAACAAAACAAAGAGCAUAACGAUAAAUUGUGUUAAAGGAAUUUGUGCUCGUUAUGUAUCUAUCCAUGUGGAUAAUUCUCGCGACUUGGGGAACAAGGUAUCUUCUAUGACCUUUUAUUCUGGAAAGUCAACUGAAGACCUAAGCAGAAUUAAACAAGCUGAUAUGGAUUCCAGACAUAUGGGGUGGAUAACCAGUGAGCUUCUGGGAGGAGACAAUCAUAUCAUUAAAAUAGAACUCAAAGGACCUGAGAACACCCUGAGAGUUCGCCAAGUCAAAGUUUUAGGAUGGAAGGAUAGUGAAAGCAUCAAAAUUGGUGGACAAAUCUCGGCAAGUGUUGCUCAGCAAAAGAACUGUGAAGCAGAGACUCUAAGAGUUUUCCGACUUAUAACAUCACAGGUAUUUGGCAAACUAAUUUGUGGUGAUGCUGAACCUACACCUGAAUUAGAAGACAAAACCAUUUUGUCUUCACCAGAAGGAGAAGAAAAGGUAUCUGAUGCUGAUUUAAAGGAACACAUGGUGGGAAUUAUAUUUAGUCGAAGCAAGUUAACCAAUCUACAAAAACAGGUAUGUGCACAUAUAGUCCAGGCCAUACGAAUGGAAGCUACACGUGUGCGAGAAGAAUGGGAACAUGCCAUAUCUAGCAAGGAAAAUGCUAAUUCUCAGCCAAACGAUGAGGAUGCUUCUUCAGAUGCAUACUGUUUUGAGCUUCUGUCUAUGGUGCUUGCACUGAGUGGGUCUAAUGUAGGAAGGCAAUAUUUGGCCCAGCAGCUCACAUUAUUACAAGACCUUUUCUCCUUGCUGCAUACAGCUUCACCCCGGGUUCAAAGACAGGUGACGUCUUUGCUACGCCGCGUUCUGCCAGAAGUAACACCAGUCCGACUUGCUAGUAUAAUAGGCGUAAAAUCUCUUCCUCCGGCAGACAUUAGUGAUAUUAUUCACUCCACAGAAAAAGGAGAUUGGAAUAAAUUAGGAAUUUUGGACAUGUUUUUGGGAUGCAUUUCUAAAGCCCUCACUGUGCAGCUAAAAGCCAAAGGGAGCAGUUAUCCUGGCAUGGUUGCUGGGAAAGGGGUGACUUCCAUUACAUUGCCAUCAGUCUUCAACUCUGGCUCCAUUCGUCGAGGUGAAAGUCACUGGUGGAUGAAAGGCUCAACACCCCCACAAAUUUCUGAAAUAAUAAUUAAACUAAUAAAGGAUAUGGCAGCAGGGCACCUGUCAGAAGCCUGGUCUCGUGUUACAAAAAAUGCUAUUGCUGAAACAAUAAUUGCUCUAACAAAAAUGGAAGAAGAAUACAGGGUGCCUGUUCGGUGCACUACAACAACCAGGUUAUGGCUGGCUUUGGCUUCACUGUGUGUGCUGGAUCAAGACCACGUUGAUAGGCUUUCCUCUGGCAGAUGGAUGGGGAAGGAUGGUCAGCAAAAACAAAUGCCCAUGUGUGACAACCAUGAUGAUGGUGAGACUCCAGCAAUAAUCCACUGCAACGUGUGUGGGAAUCUCUGCACAGACUGUGAUCGGUUUCUCCAUCUUCACAGAAGGACGAGAUCGCAUCAAAGACAGGUGUUUAAAGAGGAGGAGGAAGCAAUUAAAGUGGAUCUUCAUGAAGGUUGUGGAAGAACUAAACUGUUCUGGCUAAUGGCACUUGCAGACUCGAAAACCAUGAAAGCAAUGAUAGAGUUCAGAGAACAUACAGGCAAACCUGCUUCAAGCAGUUCAGAAACAUGUCGAUUCUGUGGAUCAAGAAAUGGAACAGAACUGUCUGCAGUGGGCAGUGUGUGUUCUGAUGCUGAUUGCCAAGAAUAUGCUAAAACUGCUUGUGGUAAAACACAUUCCUGUGGCCACCUCUGUGGGGGAGUUAAAGAUGAGGAGUGCUGUUUACCCUGCUUACAUGGCUGUGACAAAAAUGCAAUAUCUCUCAAACAAGAUGCUGAUGAUAUGUGCAUGAUAUGCUUCACUGAGGCACUUUCAGCAGCUCCUGCAGUUCAGUUGGAGUGUAGUCACGUUUUCCACCUACAUUGCUGUAGACGGGUUCUUGAAAAUCAGUGGCUUGGUCCAAGAAUAACCUUUGGAUUUAUGGCAUGUCCAAUAUGUAAGAACAAAAUAAAUCAUUUGGUUUUGAAAGAUUUGCUUGAUCCUAUCAAAGACCUGUAUGAAGAUGUAAAGAGGAAGGCUCUAAUGAGGCUAGAAUAUGAAGGAUUGCACAAAAGUGAUGCCAUCACCACUCCUGGUGUUCGGUUUUACAAUGAUCCUGCUGGAUUUGCAAUGAAUAGAUACGCCUACUACGUCUGCUAUAAAUGUAAAAAAGCUUAUUUUGGGGGUGAAGCACGAUGUGAUGCUGAAGCAGGCCAGGGUGAUGAUUAUGACCCAAGGGAAUUGAUCUGUGGCGCUUGUUCAGAUGUCUCAAGAGCACAGAUGUGUCCCAAACAUGGUACGGAUUUCCUGGAGUAUAAGUGUCGGUAUUGCUGCUCUGUGGCGGUAUUUUUUUGCUUUGGAACAACGCACUUCUGCAAUGCUUGCCAUGACGACUUCCAAAGAAUGACAAGUAUACCGAAGGAAGAACUUCCCCAUUGUCCUGCAGGUCCAAAAGGAAAACAGCUUGAGGGAGCUGAGUGUCCUCUUCAUGUUGUUCACCCAUCCACUGGUGAGGAGUUUGCUCUGGGUUGUGGUGUAUGCAGGAACGCUCAUACAUUCUAAGCAUGCAAUGGAGAGGUUCCUUCAGAUUUCCUAGCCUUUUAAUAUCUUCGAUUUCUGGUCAGCAAAUGGGGUUGGUCCACUGUCAUUGGAAUGAAAGAACAAUGUGGUGCACAAAAAUAACAAAGAAGAAUUGUGUACAUACUUAUUGCUGUAAGUGACUCAAGUUUUCCAAAAGGCUUUAACUUGUGAAGUGUUUGCAUGCUGAAGUAGUAAUCCUCGGCUGUAAAGCAUCACACACCUAUGAGGUACCUUGACGGGAGAUGCUUUCACUCAAAGCAGUCAGGAUUUUGGGCAAGGACAGCUUCCAAAUUAACAUUUGAAGAAUUGCUACAAGUGCACCGAGUACUACUUUUGGCUAACCCUGUACAGUAUUCUUGGAAAUUGCAACACGUCACAGGUUGAGAGUAUAUUCUGGUUCGAUAGAUUGUUGAGGAUGUGUUAGGGCUUGUUGUGUAUGAAUAUCAUAAUGUAUAUAUGGUAUCAGUGUUAGGUGUAUUACAAAGUUGCUAUGUUACACUGCAAUUUUCAUUUAAACUUCUAGGGUUAUGUUUGAGCCUGAAAUUUUAAUGAAGUGCAAUACUGGGUGUGCCUCCUAUCUUGCAGCUGUAAACAUAUGGAAUGUAUAUGUCAAUAAAACCGCUGUACAUUUUUAUACAGUGAAAAUCUGUUGUGUGAAUGGGAAAUCAUUCAGUCACUGUGUGUGUGUAUAUGUACGUGUACAUAGAAUACUGACUGAGUUUUCGUUGGAAAUGGGAGUUGAAUCAUUAAUUCAGAAGAGUGCAUUGUGCUAAUGUAUUCACUUUCAUGAAAGGUGCAGAUAAAUUUUAAAAUUGCCUUCAUGUUUCAGGGGCUUUAUAACUUUUCACUUCAAACGCAUAUCAGAACAUCAGUUUUGCACAGUUGUCUCAAAGCAACAUCCUCCCCGCUAAGGGUUAAAAUUAAUAGGCUUCGUCUAUUUGUCACACAAGUUUAAAGAUUUUUUUUUAUUGCAUCGGUUGGACUUGCCAUUAUGCUGUAAACUUACCGUAUAUAAGACUUUUGCUUCAACUCAACAUGUUCAUUAAAGUACUAAGUAGUGCA